AUGAAGCUUACUGCCGUUAUUUUCUUCUUCAUCGUCGGCUUCAGCUCCUCUACGUCCAUUCAAGAGGAUGAUAUCUACGAAGAUUUCGAGCCAUUUUUAUAUACGACUACUUCCAGCCCGAUGUGGGAGAUGCCGUCUUCCGGAGAUUUGUUGAUCGACAUGGUCGUUGCCAUUGCCGCAUUCGUUCUCUUCGCGUUGAUCGUCGCUGUCUGCGUGUUUCCCCGUCGUGGAAGUCGAGUUGAAUUCUAA
This is a messenger RNA of Caenorhabditis bovis, 249 nucleotides long. NCBI's taxonomy places the organism in Eukaryota, Metazoa, Nematoda, Chromadorea, Rhabditida, Rhabditidae. The record is from the annotation of a GenBank genome assembly.